This is a messenger RNA of Myripristis murdjan (pinecone soldierfish), 1135 nucleotides long. RefSeq names its product opioid growth factor receptor-like 1 (gene ogfrl1). The transcript has 7 exons. NCBI's taxonomy places the organism in Eukaryota, Metazoa, Chordata, Actinopteri, Holocentriformes, Holocentridae. Gene Ontology annotation, cellular component: membrane. Bases 1 to 1050 code for a protein of 349 amino acids. The record is from RefSeq and is a predicted model, not a curated record. Gene Ontology annotation, molecular function: opioid growth factor receptor activity.
AUGGGAAAUCUGAUGGGCAGCUGGCGCUACAAGGAGCCGAGCACCGUGGAGGAAUGCGACUCGACGUGGGGGUCGGACUCCGAGAGCGACGAGCCCGCGGCCGAAGAUGACAGCGGCAUCUCCGACCCCGCCAGCCCGGCGGAGAGCGGCCGCAGCGCCGCAGAGCCCGGAGACGCGUCCCCGCAGCUGCCUGGAUCUCCAGAGUCUGCUCCGAAGAUGAAGAGGAGUUUUUACGCUGCCAGGGACCUCUACAAAUACCGACACUGCUAUCCGAACUACAAAGAGUCCCGGCAGCCCAACGAGUACCGUAACCUGCGCUUCUACCUGAACAAAAUCCCUCUUGUGCCAGAUGGUAUCUACAUCGAGGAGAUUCUGACGAAGUGGAGAGGCGACUACGACAAACUGGAGCACAAUCACACCUACAUUCAGUGGCUAUUCCCAUUAAGAGAACAAGGGCUCAACUUCUACGCACAAGAACUGACUCAGGACGAGAUCAAAGAAUUCCAAAGCACUCGGGAAGCCAAGCGGAGAUUCCUGGCGGCCUACUCGCUCAUGUUGGAUUUCUACGGCAUCAAGCUGCUGGACAAGAGCGGGAACGUCGCCCGGGCUCCCAACUGGCAGGAGCGCUUCCAGCACCUCAACGAGUCGCAGCACAACUACCUGCGCAUCACUCGCAUCCUGAAGUCGCUGGGCGAGCUCGGCUACGAGGCCUUCAAGCCGCCGCUGGUGCGGCUGCUCCUGGAGGAGUCGCUGUGCCACGCCACCCUUCCCAACAUGCAACACAGCGCCCUGGAGUACUACGUCUACACCAUCCGCCUUCCGGCCAGCCGCAGGCGCCUGCUCCGCUACGCCCGCCAGUACUACCGGCCCGCUCACGCCUUCCUCUGGGGGCCGCCGCCUAAAAAGCGCGGGGCGGGCGGCGGCGGCUCUGGCGGCGCCGGGAGCAGCGGCAUCAGAGCCCCGGCGCCGACACCAGAGCAGCAGCGGAAGGGGGAGGAGAGCGCCGUUUCCUCUGCCGCAAGUGCCGAGAUCAUGGUUUCCUCCCACUAGGCCGUGACGGGACGGGGGCUGGCGGGGGCGGCGACGGAGGAGCGUCGCCGGGUCGGAGGGAGCGCUGAUGACGGCAGGAGCGACG